AAAAUAAUGAGGAAGAACAUUUCUCUAUCAUAUUUGACCUCCAAAUGCACAUGGCUGCUUGGGUUUCUGUUCUAUUAGUUUUUGGUUUUUUAAAAGUUUUUGCCUUUACCCUCACAAGUUUACAAUCACAUGCUGUCCUCUCUCUUCUUCUCUGAGCUGACUCUCUCUUUCUCUCUCAUCUAUACUGAUUGGCUACAUACAUGUUUCAGCUGUGUCAUUGAAUGCUUUUGACUCCAUAGUUGAAGAGAUUCCUCAGAUCUACAGGGCAGCACUUUUCGACAUUGUCAGCCUCAAUUCUUCAUCUUUCUGGGCUCUUUUUUGCUCACUCACUUCAAUUUCAUCAAUCCAGAAAGGUUUGGCUUCUUCGACAAUUCAUUGUCAGGACAUGAUUUACAAUCAUAUACAAGCUGGCACUAGUGCUCUGGCUUAUAGAUAAAGCGAAGAAUUAAGCAUUGAGCAGUGCUUCUUGAGAUGCAAGUGCUAAUGGAUUGAAGGAAUAGAUAGUAGAAAAGAAAAUUGGAUGCUAUCAGUUUGUUUUCAAUGGUUUGUGAGAUGGAAAGUGAUUGUAUUGAAGACAUGGACGUUGAAGUCCUCUCUUCAAUGUGGCCAGAAGAUAUUGGCUCUGAUGUUGGAAAACAGUUCAAUAUAGAGAAGCCUGGAAGGGACCAAGAUAUGUUGGAGGAAGUAACAAUCUUAGAGGAGCCAACUAUAGCGGAUUUUCAGCGUCUCAUGGAGCUUACAAAUUACACAGAUAAGGGGUCUUCUCAGCUGGCAUAUCUCAUGCAACACUGGGAGUAUAAGCAGGCAAAUGCAGUUCGGCUUCUCAGAGAGGAACUUGACAACCUUAGUAAACAAAGGCAGGAAGUUGAGCUCAGGAAAUUGGAGAUAUUGAAAGACAAUCGGUUUGAGGAAGAGAAUUAUGGAGGUGACAAACGACCAGUUUCUAUAUUGGAUGAGAUUUACUAUACAUGGCAAGAUGUGCCAGUGCCACUCAGGAAAAGUGAUGUGGUUGUGAAAAAUAAGAGGAUUGAGAUUGAUGCUGAGUAUGACACUGUUGUGUAUUGGAAACAGAGGGCACAGCAGUUGGAAAGACAGUUGGAGGCAAGUGUCAACAGAGAGCAGAUAUUAACUGACAAGUUGCAAGAAAGUAUAAAGAAUUUUGAAAGGCAAUCUUCACCAGUGGAAGAACUAACUCAGAUUCUGAAGAGGGCAGAUAAUUUCUUACAUUUUAUACUCCAAAAUGCACCUGUUGUUAUUGGCCAUCAGGACAAAGAGUUGCGAUAUCGCUUUAUCUACAAUCAUUUUCCAAGUUUACAAGAGGAGGACAUCAUAGGGAAAACAGAUGUUGAAAUUUUCACCGGAUCCGGUGUUAAGGAGUCUCAGGAUUUCAAGAGGGAAGUGAUGGAGAAAGGGUUGCCUGCAAAGAAGGAAAUUACUUUUGAGACAGAACUAUUUGGGUCAAAGACAUUCUUGAUAUAUGUAGAACCUGUCUUUAGCAAAGCAGGGGAGACAAUUGGAAUAAAUUAUAUGGGAAUGGAAAUAACAGAUCAGGUGAGAAAAAGAGAAAGAAUGGCAAAGCUUAGGGAAGAGAUUGCAGUUCAGAAAGCCAAAGAAACUGAACUCAAUAAAACCAUUCACAUUACAGAGGAGACUAUGAGAGCAAAACAAAUGCUGGCAACAAUGUCUCAUGAGAUAAGAUCUCCACUAUCUGGAGUUGUUAGCAUGGCUGAAAUUCUUUCCACCACGAAACUUGAUCGGGAACAAAGACAGCUUUUGAAUGUCAUGAUAUCUUCAGGAGAUUUGGUUCUUCAACUUAUAAAUGACAUUCUUGAUCUUUCCAAGGUUGAGUCAGGAGUUAUGAAAUUGGAAGCUACCAAAUUCCGGCCAAGAGAGGUGGUAAAACAUGUUCUCCAGACUGCUGCAGCAUCAUUGCAGAAAAUGUUAACCUUAGAAGGAAAUGUGGCAGAUGAUAUACCUAUUGAGGUCAUUGGAGAUGUUUUGAGGAUUCGGCAGAUCCUCACAAAUUUAGUCAGCAAUGCCGUAAAGUUUACACAUGAAGGCAAAGUUGGUAUCAACCUUUACGUUGUUUCAGAGCCACCUUUUGCCAAAGCAGAAGGCCAACAAAAGAUGACCAUAGAUCAGUCUACAAAUUCAGCAAAUGGAGUGAAGGAAGAGAAACGUGCGUCAACACCACGAAGCAGCAGUGAUAAAAAUUGUCAUGAUGGUCAAAAACACAACGACCAUCCUAGCCAAAAUCAUUUAUUCAACGAUGAAUGUAGAUCUUCAGUUAAAAGUGAAUGCUCAAUGAAUGGAGAUACUGAGGAGCAAACUCAUUCAACUGAAACAACAGUGUGGAUACGUUGUGAUGUGUAUGACACAGGAAUUGGAAUACCAGAAAAGGCAAUACCUAAUUUAUUUAGAAGGUACAUGCAAGUAAGUGCAGACCAUGCUCGAAAAUAUGGUGGCACAGGUCUGGGGCUGGCAAUAUGCAAACAACUGGUUGAGUUAAUGGGGGGUCGUUUAACAGUGUCUAGCAAAGAACAUUGUGGUUCUACCUUUACAUUCAUACUUCCCUACAAAGUUUCAACGGCUUGUGAUAAUUCUGAUGACCCAGAUGAACUAUCAGAUGUGGAUGAUAAUGAGGAUGAUACCACAGAGGGGUUCUUCCAAUUCCAACCACGCACUCUAGGCUCUCUCUUCUCUUCUAAUGGACCUACCAGGCCCCAAAAUAUACUACCAGGUUUCAGAAGCUCAAACAAGUUCAAUGGAUUUUCAGAAAAUUCUUACUCAUUCCCCACUACAGACAUAAAAUCAAAAGGGACUAGUACAACCGAGGAUGCAUCUUCAAUUGUUGUUGAUGCUCCAGAGAUGUCUGAAUCAACAAGUUCAUCAAAUCAUAGCCCUGAAGCAAAGAAUGAAAAUGCAGUUAACACCAACCAACAGAAUCAAGAUAAGGCACAUGCUCGGUUACAAAAUGGUAAUGUAGAUUCUUCUCAACAUAAGGAGGCAAUCACACUAGGAACAAUGUCAAAUGAACUCCAACAAACAUGUCAUCAAGUGAAGACAGACACAGCCUCCCAAUGUGUCGUUAGUAGUAAUAAUAACACUUCAUCAGAAGUGAUCAAAUCCUCAUCAGGGCCUAAGAUUCUUCUUGUUGAAGAUAACAAGAUCAAUGUCAUGGUGACACAGUCAAUGAUGAAGAGGUUAGGCUAUAGCAUGGAUGUUGUGAACAAUGGAGUGGAAGCUGUACGUGCAGUUCAACGCCAUACGUAUGAUGUCAUUCUGAUGGAUGUGUUCAUGCCAGUUAUGAAUGGUCUUCAAACAACAAAACUGAUUCGGUCUUAUGAGGAAACUGGCAAUUGGGAUGCUGCAAGAAAAGCUGGAAUUGAACAAUGCUCACCAAUUUCACAUGAAUGUUCUGUACCACCUAAAAACCGGAUCCACAUAGUUGCGAUGACAGCAAACACAAUGUCAGAGAGUGCUGAGGAGUGUUAUGCAAAUGGUAUGGACUCGUUUGUGUCAAAACCUGUUACAUUCCAAAAAUUGAAAGACUGUCUAGAACAGUACCUGAGGUGAUGAUAACCAUGUAAAUUUUUGCUUGUGUAUAAAAGAAUAAGAGCCUAGGAAAGUUUUGCUAAGAAUGCACCAUGUUCUCUCCUCUUCAUCAGUGUCUACCUUAAAUUGUAUAGAUCUAAAACAUUCUUUUUCAUCUCUCCGAAUGCAUAAUAGCUAUUAGAAAGCUGAUAGGACUAGUUGGAGCGUGAAUGUAGAGUUACAUAACAUAAGCCUUUCCUUUUAGGCUAUGUACUGGGAGUUUUGGCAAUGUUGGCACUGCAAGAAAUCAUAAAGAGACACUUUUGGUAAUAUUUUACUUGCUGCUAGUAGAAAUUAUGAAGAGUUUGGUUCUAAAAUUAAAGGAGUGAAAAGGGUGUGUGAGAAUUUAUGUACAUGAAAGAUUUGAGUCUCCUGCAGUAUUGGACGAGGUGCAGUUAGGGAAAGGAAGAGAGUGUAGGACCCUGUGUAAUUUUGCAGGAGAUAUCAUCUCAAAUUCUCGACUUCAAUAUUUAUGCUCCAGAUCAUGUUACGUUUGUUCUAAAUGUGUAUAAAUAUAAACACAGAAUAGUAGUGUUAGUCAUGCAUUUGUUUUUUCAACAUAAUACGAAGUUGAUGAUUAAUGUUGUGGGAGAA
Messenger RNA from Vigna radiata var. radiata (mung bean), 4188 nucleotides. RefSeq names its product histidine kinase 5. Gene Ontology annotation, biological process: protein autophosphorylation; phosphorelay signal transduction system. The record is from RefSeq and is a predicted model, not a curated record. Lineage: Eukaryota; Viridiplantae; Streptophyta; Magnoliopsida; Fabales; Fabaceae. Gene Ontology annotation, molecular function: histidine phosphotransfer kinase activity; phosphorelay sensor kinase activity. Bases 541 to 3576 code for a protein of 1011 amino acids. The transcript has 13 exons.